Ruditapes philippinarum (Manila clam) is the source of this 3204-nucleotide messenger RNA. RefSeq lists its product as uncharacterized. The record is from RefSeq and is a predicted model, not a curated record. The coding region runs from base 435 to 1808 and encodes 457 amino acids. Lineage: Eukaryota; Metazoa; Mollusca; Bivalvia; Venerida; Veneridae. The transcript is spliced from 6 exons. Gene Ontology annotation, molecular function: tumor necrosis factor receptor binding. Gene Ontology annotation, biological process: immune response. Gene Ontology annotation, cellular component: membrane.
AUAUAGGUUAAUACACUUUCCGAAAAUAAAAUGAAUGUUUGUAACUAGACAAGCGUAAACGAAAUGUGAUCUAAGAUAUUAUAAAGUAACAACUUUAAUGUAUCAUAUUAAUGUGUUGCGCGCGCUUAUUGCGGAGUUAAUAAUUCAGGUUUACUUAUCAUACGUUGUAGUGAGCGAGAGAGAGAAAAGUUUGCCAGAAUCUGUCUAUUAGAAGGAAAUUACUACAAGUGUUGCAGUUGUUUUUAACACCCUAACAAUAAGCAAAAAAUAAGUUUAUGAUAGUUCUAUAUAUCUAACCAAAAACACAUAAAAUCUUAUAUGCUACGGAUAAUUAUUAGUGCUAAAUUUGCAAAUCAUCAUCAUCAUCAACAACAACAACAACAACAACAACACAGUGAUUUAGACUUGCUAUUAGAAAGAUUUCAAAUGAGGACAUGCAUGCACAUGUUCUAUACACAAGAGAGGAUUCAAACACAACAAAUUCUUCCGGAUGUACCGAACAGACAGAUGUGUCCAGUUUAUCUGGUGGUGACGUCACUUCCGCUAGCGCCUACAAUCCAAAAGCAUACCCGGCGCAAGGUGCUGGAUAUCUGGAUGAGAAACGUUUUACACCCGCCGUAGGCAUAAAUCAUGAGUUACCGAGGCAGAAUACGUGCUGUUCAAGUCAGAUGCAAUUUGAAAAUGGCGGGAAACCGUUUACAAGGCAACAGUCGGAGACAUUUAGUCAGAGUCGUUGCUAUGCACACGAACGUGCACCGUUGCUAGGAGAUGACUUGAUACGAGAAGAAUGUAGAAGACUCUUCAGGUCUGAGUGCGAUGAAAUUAUAAAACUCAAGAAAAACUACAAGAAUUUAAGAAAAAUGUUCAUAAUUCUAGCGUUUCUAUGCAUCGUGUUGAUCAUUUGUGUCAUUUCUGUCCUGCCAGUUAUUUUGGUUUCGUUUAAAAUGGGAAACAGUCCAGAUACGAAUGAUAAAUCCUCCGGUACAUUAUCGACCAUGACGAUGGAAGAGGCCUUUAAAAACUUUAUGUUCAGGGAACUUCGUUCACAAAUAGCUAAAGGAAUAAUACGAAAACACAUUUUCUGUGAUAAGUGCCAGGAAAGAGGAAGAAAUUCAUACGAUAGUAAAGGUUUUGGUGACCCAGACGAAUUGGAAUGUUGUCAGGAGAAUGUAUUUGAUGACUUCACAACGUUCAAAGACACAUUUACAGAGAAAUUGCAAUCAUACUUCAAGGAUAUUCAAGACCUUGGCAACAGGGUUUUUAAUCUGGAAGAAGAAGUUAUUCGGCUUCAACAUAACGGCAAUAAGUCAGAGGGAAACAUUACUUCAACAUCGCCGCCAGGUAUCUUUGCAAUUUUGCAAAACCGUGUUACCCUGAAUAACAACCUAUUGAAUCAAUUGCUAAGCCAGAAACGUUCUUCUAUGCAACUAAAAGGAACAGCAAAAUCCAAUGCUAUUGAAUGGCAAGAAGAUAUAACAAAUGGUGACAUCUUUUCCACAAACAACAACGGGUUGCACGUUCAAAGUGGAGGAACAUAUUAUUUGUACACAAAUAUACAGUUCAAGAAAAAUAAUUGCACGGAUGGCGAGGUUUUUGAAUAUAGGAUAUUUAAAAACAGAGACGGAUACAAGAGAAUCAUAGCUCAUGUCAAACAGACGUGCAUGGGUUUCCCGAACUCCUUUGCGAUAUCCUUGAAUUUUCAGAAGGUCGUAGAUGUACGUCAAGGGGAAUCAUUUUCUAUGACCGUAUCAUCACAUUCUUUGUCCCUAGACCCAUGGACUCAUGUUUUUGGUCUUAUUGAAAUUUGAGUUGUGGGGGUGGGGGGGGGGGGGGGGUUAUUGCUCAACGGCCAAAAUUCAUAGUCAUUCAUUUAUGAAGUCAUUCAUUUGUAUAUUCUUCAUUUAUAAAUGCAUUCAUCUUUAUAAAUAUUCAUAAACUGAUAAAUAAUUUUGUAAAAUAAUAAUUAUGUAAAAUAUUGUUAUAAAAAUGGCAGACUAUUUUUUUACUAGAAAUGUAAUAGAUCUCAUUUACUAUAUAUAUUUGUGUGUACCGUUUUUUUAAUUAUGUAUUCAUUCCUUGAUGCAAGUUCAUCAAAAAAGGUAUUUUUUUAUAAUCUUUAUAAAAGAUGUUAAAGUUCGAGAAUGCCUCGUCUGUGGUCUAGAUCUAUAUUUUUAUAAUUGAAUUAAAGAAAAUUCUUAAUAAAUGUUUAAAAAUUGCAGCAUUGAUUAUGCAAUUGUGAUGCAACAUAUUGCAUUAAAAACUCUAAAUAGAUGUUUAAAAAUUGCAACAUUGUAUGGAAUGGCGAUAUUUUUUUCUAACAUUUGUCAGGGCGUAUUUUAUUAUUACAUAUUGCUCAUUAAACUUUGUAUAUUUCUAUGUUUGUGCUUAAGGAUAUUUUCGUAUAACUAGUGUUGCUCAAAAAAACGGACGUAUAUAUAUAUAUGCUAAAGAUUGAUUAAAGGUUUAAAUAUCAUUAUGUAACAAGCAGAAAAAUGUUUCAUAAGAAGGGCAGGGCAGUCAGCAAGGAACAUUUCGAUGGACUUAAAUGGCGUGGUGCUAAAAGCAUAAAAAAUGCAAAGAGACACUACUGUACAUAUGGGGCCCCGAUAUAGGUUGUUGAGGCAAGUUGAUAACACAAUUAUUUGUUAAUGGAAUCUCUGCAAAAAUGUUUAAUUUAAAGGUCCUUUAUGCCCCAGAUAUGCCUUAUUACUUUUCUCAAAAUUUGUUACAGUUGGUAAAAUUGGUCAAUCACCUGAAUCGUAUUUUUCUUCUGUUACUUUCUGUGAAUUAUUAUAGUAACAGUGAUUUAUUACUUUGUAUGGAAGUCAAAGUGCUACGUUGUUUCCAUUUUGCUACUUUUAUUUCACAUUUGGUACAACAUUUUUCAGGUUAUAAGCCUCUAACAUGCUCAAACACCACUAUGUAAAUGUUAUUUGCUCAUGAGGAAGAGAAUUUUAAUAGUUUCAGAGGCAAUCUGCGCCUUUAAAUGCAAAUGUGCAAAUAUGAUAAACGAAAGUAUUAAAGAUAAUAAUAUUAUAACACUGCAUUGUAACGAGCAGAUGUGAAUAGAAAUAUCUUGUUUUAUUAUAGGGCAGAUAAUAAAAUGUAUGAACAUACACAAUAUAUUAUAUUUUUUUGUAUAUGAUAUAUGAUAUGAUAUGUAAAUGGCUAGAUCUACGAAUAAAUUUUAAAAAGUUACCGCUU